UCGAGAGAGAAAGAGUUCUCUGAUUAAAAUGGCGACACUGAGGUUAGUAACCCUAAGACUUCUCAAUGGAUCAUCGUCGCUAUCGCGAUGUCUCUUCCCUCGUACUCAAAUCUUCACAGUCCGAGCUUUCUCCGCCGCCAUGUCACCACCGUCCACGGCCGUAGUCUACGACCAACACGGCCCUCCCGAUUCCGUCACCAGAGUAACCGAGCUCCCGCCAGUUGAAAUCAAAGAAAACGAUGUGUGCGUUCGAAUGCUCGCUGCUCCUAUUAAUCCCUCUGAUAUUAAUCGAAUUGAAGGUGUCUACCCUGUGAGGCCACCAGUGCCAGCAGUUGGAGGGUAUGAGGGGGUUGGUGUGGUACACUCUAUGGGCGCAGCAGUUAAGAAUUUUUCCCCUGGCGAUUGGGUCAUCCCCUCUCCACCUUCUUCUGGGACAUGGCAGACAUAUGUCGUCAACGAACAGAAUAUGUGGCACAAAAUAGAUAAAGGCACUCCAAUAGAAUAUGCUGCCACGAUUACCGUCAAUCCAUUGAGUGCCCUGAGAAUGCUCGAGGACUUCAUGGAUCUAAAAGCAGGAGAUGCUAUUGUGCAAAAUGGGGCUACAAGCAUUGUGGGGCAGUGCCUCAUUCAACUUGCUCGAAUUCGCGGCAUCCAUAGCAUUAAUAUUAUAAGAGAUAGGGCUGGUUCAGAUGAAAUAAAAGAAACGCUCCAGAAGUUUGGUGCUGAUGAAGUGUUUACUGAGAGCCAACUGGAAUUGAAAAAUGUGAAAGGUCUCCUGGCUAAAAUCCCUGAACCUGCUUUGGGAUUUAACUGUGUUGGUGGGAAUCCUGCUUCUUUGGUUCUCAAAUUCUUGAGGCAGGGUGGAACUAUGGUAACAUAUGGUGGAAUGUCCAAGAAACCUAUUACUAUAUCAACGUCAUCUUUCAUAUUUAAGGACCUGUCCUUGAGGGGAUUCUGGUUGCAGAAAUGGAUGAGCUCAGAUAAAGCCAUACAGUGCAGAAAUAUGAUAGACUACCUUUUGGGCUUAGCACGCGAGGGGAAAUUGACAUAUGCGAUGGAGCUUGCACCUUUCAGUGACUUCCACAGUGCACUGGAUAAGGCACUCGGAAAGCAAGGAAGCCAACCAAAACAAGUAAUCAAAUUUUAGUUCUGGCGUGCCAGGGAGAAGGUUGGUUUCCUGUGUAUAUCGGGUACGUUAUUUUGUCUCAGAUAUGCAGAAUGGUGAUAGUAUUCAGUGAGGCCUCUUGAUGACCAUCUCAACAAAAUGACAUAUAUAGAAGAUACGUUUCACUUUGAAGAGCAGAAUAUCCGGUACUAUUCUUUCAUUUUGUACUUAUCAGGGAAGAUCUGUUACUCCUGGUUUUACAACUGAGAAAUUUCCAGUUGACAUUUCUGUCAAACCACUUGUGAAAAUAGAGCACUCAUUGCUUUGAUUUAUAAU
Molecule: messenger RNA, 1441 nt
Organism: Ilex paraguariensis (yerba mate)
Lineage: Eukaryota; Viridiplantae; Streptophyta; Magnoliopsida; Aquifoliales; Aquifoliaceae
Source: the annotation of a GenBank genome assembly